This is a messenger RNA of Punctularia strigosozonata HHB-11173 SS5, 2907 nucleotides long. RefSeq lists its product as uncharacterized. The record is from RefSeq and is a predicted model, not a curated record. The transcript is spliced from 14 exons. Lineage: Eukaryota; Fungi; Basidiomycota; Agaricomycetes; Corticiales; Punctulariaceae. Gene Ontology annotation, biological process: DNA-templated transcription; regulation of DNA-templated transcription. The coding region runs from base 328 to 2907 and encodes 859 amino acids. Gene Ontology annotation, molecular function: DNA binding; DNA-binding transcription factor activity, RNA polymerase II-specific; zinc ion binding.
CACCCUGCGAUCUUCUCAGUGCCAUGCGAGCAGGGAUAGAGUUGCUGGACCCCGCUUCCCGCUGCGCCCGUCCCCAGGACACGAACUGGAAGCUAUACAAAAACAAGGAAGCACAGCGCGCGAAACUCCACACACGGCUCGAGACGGAUUGAGAAGGUUUAGCGGAGAGAUACAGACGCAAAACUUGUUAGGGGCAGCUUAUAAGAAGAGGGAGACCCACUUCUCGUUGGCUUUUGUAGUAAUACUCCUUGCCUGAGCCGAGGCGUGGGCCUGCCACCAUUCCUUUGAGUCUUGAGCGCUUUACCUGGUGAACGAAUAUCGCAAGAAAUGUCGUCGGUUGUCAGAGUCAGCCUGGAGAGCGACUCACACGACGAAGAGGUCGUCCAACCUUCCGCGGUCGCACACAUUGCCCGAAAGAGGACGCGCAUCGCCAAAGCUUGCGACUUUUGUAAACGCCGGAAAGUCAAGUGCGACGGGGUUACACCGGAACGCCUCAAGUGCAGUACAUGUAUCUCCUUUGGUCUCGAAUGCGUGUUCUCUUCGGAAAGCAAGAAACGCGGCCCUCCCAAGAGGCCCAAGGCCGAUACACCCUCUGAUCUAUCCCGUUCCAAGUCCUCCUCGCCCGACCAACCUCCCUAUCUUCUCAGUCGCAACAUCCCGGGAUCCUUCGAGAAUACCGCUGUCGCCGAGCGCGACGGUCCUGGCCUCCUCCACGACGAUGAUGGCGAAGACGAUCCCGACGCGCGCUGGACUGCCGCCGCUCACUCGGCCGACCAGCAGGCGGUCACUGACGCGGACGCGCAUACCGUCGUCUCGCUCUCCGAGUUCCUCGCCAAGCUCGAGCUCGACCCGCUCAUGCCGCGCCAGGUCGUGAACGACAACACGGACGUUGCCCGGCUCGUGAAGGCCGCCAUGCGCCCCUAUCGGGACGUGUUCCAGCAAGCAAUGCGUGCCCGUCGACAGGAGUUUUGGCAGAUCCGGCCUUGGGAGAUUGCGCAGCUGACGAUCUACGAAACCGCCGUCUCCCAACAACGCUUCGUCUUCCCCGACGCGGACCUCAUCCCGCUCCUCGUUGCGCUCUACUUCGAUCACCUCAACAUCUACUCCCCCAUCCUCCACCGCCCGACGUUCGAGUCCGCCCUCCGGGACGGCCUUCACCUGCGCGACAACGGGUUCGGCGCCGUACUGCUGCUCGUGUGUGCCCUCGGCGCGCGCUACACGGACGAUCCACGCAUACUCCUCGACCGGUCCGCGUCCCAGUCCGCCGGCUGGCAGUGGUACAACCAGGCGCAGAUGAUCCGGAAGUCGCCGCUAGCGCCGCCGCGGCUGUACGACGUCCAGCAGUACUGUUUGGCGUCACAGUUCCUCCUGGGGAGCACGGCUCCUCAUGUGGGCUGGAACAUGAUCGGCCUCGGCCUGCGCCUUUGUCAAGACGUGAGCGCCCACCGGGGGAGGGUGUAUCGAGGCGUGGGCGAGGGCCAGAUCGUGGAGGAGCAGUGGAAACGCGUCUUCUGGAUACUGGUUAACCUCGACCGAACAACCUGCAGCGAGCUGGGGCGGAGCCUCGCAAUGCUUGAUGAUGACAUCGAUGCGCCCCUGCCUCACGAGUGCGAUGACGAGUAUUGGCGUACUCCGGACGGAAAGUACUUCCAGCAACCGCCUGGAAAACCCUCGAUGGCGUCCCACCUCAUCUGGAAUAUCAAAAUCCGCUCCAUUCAGGCCUUCGCUACCCGCACCCUCUUCGCUGUCUCCCGACCGAAGAGCUACGAGUGGGAAGAGCGCAUCACAGCUAGGCUGGAUCUGGCGCUCGAGAAGUGGAAGGAGAAGAUACCCGAACAUCUGCGCUGGAACCCGUCCCAACCGAAUGCGGUGUUCCUCCGGCAGGCGGCCUCACUUUGGUGCAUGUACCACUACACGCGAAUCAUCAUCCACCGGCCGUUCAUCAUCUCCGCCCGGCGUGCGACCCCACUCGGUAUCUCUUCGCUUGCGAUCUGCUGCUCCUCUGCCCGCUGCCUCGCGCGUAUUCUCGAAGUGGUCAUGCGCGAUUACCCGCCGAUGAGUUUGCAUAUCAUCGCGGCGUUCGCCGCGGCCAGUAUUCUCCUGCUUUCGCGGUGGGGAGACGGUGGACCGGGUGCGGAGCCGCCAUCGCAGGAGGAUAUGCGGGAUGUGCUCGUCUUCCUCGGUUUCAUCAGAUCUGGCGAGCGCAGAUGGAACCUCGCAGGCCGUUUAUUCGACCUCUUGGGCGAGAUGAUCACCGUCGUCCGCCGCGUGGCAGAGAAGAAGGGGAAAUCGAUCAAGAUGAGCGGUACUAGUUUGAGUGCAGGGCUGGGUACCACCAACGUCCUCGACAUGGCGGUUAUGGCUCCUGAGUCCUCCGGUCAAGGCAACCAAGUUCAGCCCAUAGUGGACUCCAUGUCCCCUCCCCCGCCAAAGGUGACAGCAUCCUUCCCGCCCACACAAGAUAGGUCGUCCUUCGGCGUUCCCGAUUACGACGUGCACUUCACGCUGCAGCAGCAGCACGAACAAGGGCAGGGUCAGCAAGACCAAGCGCCCCAGCUCUACGCGCCGACGCUCGGCUCUGACGUGUGGACGGCGUUCGACGACUUCCUGGCUCAGCAGAAUCUCGUCGGUGCAGACCUGGUCGGCGCCUACCACGCGCCGCACAACCUGCCCGGCGCGGUGCAGCAGGGGUACGACCACCCCCAACCCCAUCAGAGCGCAUCGUCCGUGCAGGCAUACGGCUCCGCCAUGUCCGAGCUCGGGCUACCAAGUUUUCCCGGCGAAGCCGUUGGGAUACAGUCACAAUCGUUCGAUUUUCUGAUGGAGGCUGUCGCGCAGGGGAAUGAGGGGCAAGGGCAGGACGAAACGUUUGCGAGCUGGGCGGCGAGUCUCCCUGGAUCGGAGUGA